Wasmannia auropunctata (little fire ant) is the source of this 304-nucleotide messenger RNA. RefSeq names its product fatty acid synthase-like. Lineage: Eukaryota; Metazoa; Arthropoda; Insecta; Hymenoptera; Formicidae. The annotation marks the transcript as partial. The transcript has 2 exons. The record is from RefSeq and is a predicted model, not a curated record.
AUUCAUUCUAUUUACAACAGCUGCAAAAAGAUAUGACCAUUAAUGUAUUGCGAUCUAAUAAAACCUGGGGAUCGUAUAGACAUUUAAGAUUACCACAACCGGAAGUUAAACCUGUAUCUAGCGCUCAUGUCUGCCAAACGAUUCGUGGUGAUCUAAGCACAUUUCGUUGGAUAGAAAACAAUCGAUGCGUCGAAUGUCCACAUGAAGAUUUAGUAUAUGUGGUUUAUUCAUCACUCAAUUUCAAAGAUGUAAUGCUUGCGACUGGCAAAUUAGUAUUUAAUCACUUGAUUUCGCAAGGGCGGAU